GAAUGGUGAAAACACAUUAAUAUCUGAUGCGAGCCUGAGAGAUGUCGGACUCAUUUCCUAUGAUCCAAACAAAGACUAUGAAUACCACAAUGGAGCUACAGAUGGCGCCAUAGACCUCACAGCCACCAAACUUCCUACUGAUGCAUGUGUUUGCCUGCGUGUGCUCCCUCAAUAUUUUGGCUUUGCAUCUUGCUAGCCAAGAUGACUUCAAAUAUGCAUGUAAAGCCCUAGACUACACUAGCAAAGCCACUGCAGCCUUGGCUGGGAAGACUCCUUCGCCAUCUUCUCAGGACAAACUUGCUGCGUUCAGUGUCAGUAGUGCGCUAAGAACUUCGGACGGAAUCGUUUAUUCCACUGUCUCCGCCCCAGUUCCAUCAACAUAUGCAGUUACCACCCAACCUGGCUCCAUCUUUAGCACCACCUUGGUGCCCACAUCGACAGUUCAGAAUCAGUCUGUGCCCCAACAGUUUGGCUUCAUCUCCGCCACAGACCAAGGACAAUUUUUUUCUCACGAUAUAGGGCUACCGAAGGAGCUUCUACCCGCGGCGCUUGCUGACAUCAUAACAGGGUAUCCGGAAAUGUACUCAGAUGCCACAUUGGAAGCACUAGCAGCUUCUCUGGAUGCAUUAGCCUCUUCUUCAAUUUUCCCUGGUUUAGACAGCACCAAGAUGGCUCAGUAUCAGAUGGAGAGGGAGUUUCUAGAGCUUGAGAAGCUUAAACAAUUAUGUCUCGCUGAGGAGUUAGAGUGGGAAAGACAAGAGAUCCAGCGCUAUCGUGAACAGGAGCAGCUCAUGGUGCAACAAGAACUUGAGGAGCUUCAAGCUCUGAAACAACAGCUUCUCAUGCAGCAAGAAGAAGAGCACCACGCUCACAUGGUGGCCCAGCAGGAGACAUAUGCCCAGCAGAAAGAACAACUGCAGCAAAUCCAGCAACUCCAGAUUCAACUUCAGAGGCAGUUAGACGAGCACUAUGGUAGCACGGGUACCACGACAAAUCUCCUCGAGGCCAAGUAUGCAGGAGUAGGAGAUAGCGGACAAUACUGGCCCGUAAAAGAUGAGUCUACAGGUCCACCUGUUGGCACACAGUUAGAAGAAAGGCAGGGCCAGCACAACAUAGCAAAACGGCUUCAAGACGAUCAGGACACAUGCAAGAAGAUCAUUGACAGUGGGUUGCAGACUGAUGAUGAAGACUCGGCUGAAAAGCAGCAUGUCGGAAGAAGAAAAAAGAACAAAAAAAACAACGAUAGCUCGGCUCAGAGUGACGAUGAGGACCAGCACGAAUGGGAGGCUCCUGCAAAGGCUCGACGACGCUCUCGAAAACACAGCAGUGAAGGAAAACACAGCUCUAAGGUGUCCAGUAUUGCUAUCCAGACAGUUGCCGAGAUAUCUGUUCAGACUGACCACUCUGGCUCGAUCAAGAGACCCAAAGUCCAGAUGGACACCAAGGUGGAAAUAAUCAAACACAUCUCAGCUCCCGAAAGCUCUCAGAGAGGGGGAAGUCUGAGCUGUCAGACAGACUCAGACAGGAGGCAUACACCCAUUGAAGUCGGUUACAACACAAACCUCACAAACGAUGUCGUGGCUAGAUCGAGAGGUUUCUAUACAUCGGUUUCCCCCCUCUCUCACGAUACAUCACUUGGAGGACAGAGAAUGUUGACCGCUGAUCCGAGCAGAUUUUCCUCUUGCCCUCGGUUGAAGUCUGGUCAGAAGUCUUUAUCUGAUUCUAAAUCUCUGAGUCCUGCGACAGAAGAAAGGAUGGCUGUCUACUACGGAGAUACGUAUUCAGGUCGAGGCUCCCCUUCCGGCACAGGGAAGAAGGUCAAGCGGACACUACCAGAUCCACCUCCAGAGGAUGACCCGCUGAUGGGACGCUUGGGCUACAGCAGCAACUCUGCCCGCCGUCGGCUUGCUCGCAGCACCACGAUGGCCCGUGCCAAGAUCCUGCAGGACAUUGACAAAGAGCUUGACAUGGUGGAGAGAGAAUCUUCAAAACUACGUAAAAAACAGGCUGAACUGGAUGAAGAGGAAAAGGAAAUUGAUGCCAAACUACGGUACCUGGAAAUGGGUAUCAAUCGGCGAAAGGAGGUCUUGCUGAAAGAGCGAGAGAAGCGGGAGAGGGCUUAUCUCCAGGGGGUGGCAGAGGAAAGAGAUUACAUGUCAGACAGUGAGGUUAGCAACAUCAGAGAUGACCGGAGUGACGGCUUGGAAAGGCCACGAACGGCACCGCAAUCUGAGUUCGAUCAGUUCAUAACCCCGCAGACAGAAGCUGAUUCUCAGUAUAACACACUCACAAGUCCCUACUCUCAUUAUGGCCAAUAUGUUCCCCAGACCCAAACUACCAGCCAUUACACCCAACAUAACCUCUAUGAGCCGCAGUCUGUUUACCACCAACAGGUUUCUCCUUAUCAGCACGUCUCGACCAUAUCCCUCUCCCAUGGUGAGGAUCAGACUAGUAACUACCAACGUGCUCUGCUCUUACAACAAGGAAAACAGCGUCAAACCAACCUUUCUGAUUUAGAGCCCAAGAUCACCACUAACUAUGAGGUCAUACAUAACCAGCCACUAAUCAUCGUGCCAACCUCCUCAGAAAGUGGCUUUGGGGUUGCUCAUCUCGGCGGCAAAUAUGGCAGCUUGGAUUUGAGGCUAGGACUAGAGGAGAGAAGUAUGGCCUCGAGUCCCAUGUCAAGCAUCUCCGCGGAUUCUUUCUACGCUGAUAUCGACCACAACAAUGCCAGGAACUAUGUGCUGAUUGAGGACAUAGGGGAGCUCACCAAGGCCUCCACAGGAUUGGGUACCACUGGCUUGGGUUCUGGAUUUAAUCUGCCUGAUAAGGAGUUGUCCAAGGCAGACAGACUACUGAGGGCAGCAGAAGUCAGACGUACAGAGGUUUCCGAUUUUUUAGGCCAGUCCCAACUUCAAAGUUAUGGUAAAGGAGAAGAAGAGACUAUGGAGGACCCUUAUGAGUUAAAGCUAUUGAAGCAACAGAUCAAGCAAGAGUUCCGGCGAGGAACUGAAGGACUAGAACAUUUGUCAGCCUUGGGACUUCCACAGUAUCUUCCCAGCGAUAGCAACUUUCGCCACUUCCCGAAAGGUGAAAAAUAUAGCAUAGGAAGGCUGACUCUUGAGAAGCAGGCUGCAAAACAACUCCCGGCUGCGGUGCUAUACCAGAAACAGAUGAAGAACAAAAAGGCUUUAAUAGACGCAAAAGCCAUCACGAAAUUUUCCCCCAUUCAGGAGAGUCGAGAUUUGGAGCCAGACUUUGCCAGCUACAUGGGAUCUGGAGCAUCCUCAGUCACCAACCUGGCUGCCAGGGCAAGGCUACUUCAGGAUGAGAUUACAUUUGGACUGAGAAAGAAUUUAUCGGAGCAGCAAAAGUAUUUGGGCGCCUCACUGGGAGCUAAUCUUGCUGGUUCUUUGGGGCAGUCUCUUGGAAUGGGGUCCACAAUUAGGACCUCUGUUCAGGAUGAUGGCACCUACCCAAGCGGCAGCCGUUCCAGACCGUCGUCUCGUCCUUCUUCCCGACCCUCCUCUGUCUAUGGCUUGGAUCUAUCAAUCAAACGGGAUCCGUCCAGCACCUCAGUGCUACUUAAAACUGAAGGGGAAGUGUUGGAAGCAGCUUUUGCUCCUGGCGUGACCAGAACAAAGCCCACCAGUUUACCUAUCAGCCAAAGCCGGGGCCGUAUUCCCAUCGUGGCUCAGAACUCUGAGGAGGAGAGCCCUUUGAGCCCGGUGGGGCAGCCAAUGGGUAUGGCUCGGGCUUCGGCGGGACCCCUGCCUCCGAUUUCCGCUGACUCCAGGGACCAGUUCGGCUCCAGUCAUUCCCUGCCGGAGGUCCAGCAACACAUGAGGGAAGAAUCACGAACUCGCGGCUAUGACCGGGAUAUCGCAUUCAUCAUGGAGGAUUUACAAGGUGCCAUGUCGGACAGCGAAGGACUCAGUGAGUCCGUGCUGGUGUUGAACAGAGAGGAAGCCAGAAUCUUUCAUGAAAGUAUCGCACACGCCUACCAUCUGAGACGAGAGGACACCGACUGGUUCGACAAGCCAAGGGAAGGGCAUCCGCAGGCCAGACACAUGGCAGACAGGAGACAGAUGAAACUGGUUCCUUAUGUCUUCCCCCACACUCGCGUCAAACUCACCAGAGACCAGAGGGACUCAAGCGUGUCAGGGAAUGGUCUCGGGAUCCGGGUGGUCGGCGGAAAGGAGAUCCCGGGAAGCCGAGGGGAGAUCGGAGCCUACGUUGCCAGGGUCGUCCCCGGUGGCAUCGCAGAACAAACAGGAAAAGUCUUGGAGGGCAUGCAGGUGCUGGAGUGGAACGGCGUGCAGCUCACGGGAAAGACUUACGAGGAAGUGCAAGGCAUCGUGGGCCAUCCGUGUGCAGAGGCGGAGCUCUGCGUGCGACUCGACCUUAACAUGCUGUCUGACCCCGAGCACCCGCAAGUUCUGGAGCACCACACCAUCCAGCUCAAAGCUGUAGGAGGCCAGCGUUCUCCCGGCGUGGAUCCCAAGCAGCUGGCCGCAGAACUGCACAAGGUCUCCCAGCAACAGGCGCCGGGCGGGACGGGCGUAGGUCUCGGAGGGCCCGCGGGUCUGAGCGUGCUGUCGGCGCUGGAGCGCUCGGCCCUGCUCCAUUCGGGCGCCGGGUCGGCGGCCUCCAGCGGGGUGCCCAGCCCCGGCCGGCCCGCGUCGCCGGCCGUCAAUAAGAAACAGCGACACAAGCCAACUGACAUGAUCAGGAUGUCACAUCCCAUAACUGGAGAGAUUCAGCUCCAGAUCAACUACGACAGGAACGUAGGGAACCUGAUUGUGCACGUGCUCCAGGCCAGGAACCUGGCGCCGAGGGACAGCGACGGCUACUCGGACCCUUUCGUCAAGGUCUACCUGCUGCCGGGGAGAGGCCAAGUCAUGGUUGUCCAGAAUGCAAGUGUGGAUAACAAGAGAAGGACCAAGUACGCCCAGAAGACCAUGAACCCGGAAUGGAACCAGACGGUCAUCUACAAGAACAUCCACUUGGAACAGCUGAAGAAAAAGACGCUGGAGGUGACAGUCUGGGACUACGACAGAUCCUCAUCCAAUGACUUCCUCGGAGAAGUCUUGAUCGACUUGUCCAACACAGCCCAGUUGGACAACACACCUCGUUGGUUGCCGCUUAAAGAGCAGAGCGAGAGCAUCGAGCACAGCCGAGCCCACCACGGGGUCCAGGGGCCGCCCGGGUCUGGAGCCGGGCAGGGGCACGGUAACCAAGACCACCAGUCGGGGCCCGGGACCGGGCACGGUUUGGGACAAGGGACGGAGCAGGGAGAAGGGAGCUACGAUUCACCCAUUAACUCUGUGAUCAAGAGCAGAAGCCAUGGAAUCUUCCCUGAUCCAUCCAAAGAUUUGCAAACGUCGCCUCUGGAAAAGUCCCACAGCAGCCCGGGCAGCUCCAAGUCCUCCUCAGACGGCCAGCUCCGCUCGCACGGGCCGUCGCGGAGCCAAAGCAAGAGCAGCGUCACUCAGGCCCACCUGGAGGACGCCGGGAUAGCCAUCGCCGCCGCCGAGGCGGCCGUGCAACAGUCCCGCCUGCAACCAAGACCGGGUCACCGGCUGGGCGACGUCUCAGGGCCGGUGGUGCUGUCGGCCCCCAGCCUGGUGGGCGACGUCUACGGGGGCGGUCUGGACGGGGGUGAGGGUGGAGGAACCGGCGUGGACAGCGCCAUAUUUCAAGUGCCUCGGAUCGGUACGACCAUUCCCAACGGAACGGAUAAAAACCACAUGGGGACGCCGGAGAACGAAGGGGGUAAGACCCAAGUGAUGGGCGAGAUCAAAGUGGCCUUGAAGAAGGAGGUGAAGACCGACGGGGAUCAGUUGGUCCUGGAGAUCCUGCAGUGCAGGAACAUCACUUACAAGUUCAAAAGUCCAGACCACCUGCCAGACUUGUACGUGAAACUGUACGUCGUCAACGUGGCCACUCAGAAGAGGAUCAUCAAGAAGAAGACUAGAGUCUGCCGGCACGACCGGGAGCCUUCGUUCAACGAGACCUUCCGCUUCCCCCUCAACCCCACGGGACACUCCAUACAGCUUUUCCUGGUGUCCAACGGGGGCAAGUUCGUGAAGAAGACCAUGAUCGGGGAAGCCUACAUCUGGCUGGACAAGGUUGACAUGAGGAAGAGGGUGGUCAGCUGGCACAAGCUGCUCGUCAGCUCUGCGCCCGGCAACCUCUGAGCAGAUCAUCCCAUAAUUUUAAUAAGUGCUAAUCAUUAUAGUAAAAAAAAAAAAUAAAAAUAAUGAGAGGCUACUAAAUCCAGUGAGAUCGGUGCACAUGCGGGAGGUAUGUUGUGCUAAUAAGCGCUAAUGUUGACUUGGCACACUUGCAAUUAUAAUGUAAGAGGACAGUGGUGGGGACAUUUGAAGUGCUAAAUUGGGCAAUUGCAGGUCACAUACAGGCAAACAAUUCAUUCACGCAUUUUUCGGGGAAGCUAGCUAGCUAGCUAGCUGCCCUGCAUCGGAAUCAAACGCAUCUCUACUUUUAGCCAGAUUUGCUAACCACCGCUCGACCGUGCGUCAAAAGAAUCGAAGAAACGUUUCUUAGCCGUGUUGCCGUCGGGUCCCCCGACCUUCGGCCUCCCGCUACGUUUACGAGCGGGCGACGCGCCUCCGAAAUGGUCACGUGCUAGUUAGCAUUUUGCACUGUUCGCUUGUAGCGGCGCCCGGGGAAUGUUCCGACACGCGAGGAUGACUAGUGUUGACUUAUCGCUUAUCGACGCCUCCCUGCCGCCCGGACUUACCUACAACAUCAAGGUUCCUUGAUCUCCAUCUGUGUGUGCGUGUACGACCCCGUCUAAACCCCCGGUGCAACACGGUCAACCAGCCUACUUCAUUGCCUGCGACCCCCCCAAAAAAUAACAAUAAAACUAAAUAUGACACAAAAAACAAAAAACAAAACAAAAAAAAAACAGCCCGGAUAUUUAAUUUCAAUACAGGUCAAACCUGCAACAAGUCAUGUAAAAAAAUAAAUCAAUAACAUACAUGUUUAGCAUAUCACAAAAUAUUAAAGAUUAAAGAUUAAAAACAAGAUGUCACUUUAACAGCAAAAAUAUAUAUAUAUAUAUAUAAAUUUAAAAAAAUAUAGGACACUAAGAGUAAAGGAGUAUUUUGUUUUUCUGGGAAUUGAUUUAUCGUGCCAUGUUCCUGCUUCUUUUGAGGUACUUCUAUGCAACAUUUGAUUUUUGAUUUUAGUAACUCAAUGUGUGUGUUGAAGCAUAAGGUCUAAAACAAAAAGAAUGCCGGAGGGGGGGUGGAAAAAAAUAAAAAUUAUUUCAUUUGUAAUCGAUUUGAAUCCAAUGUGGAAGCUCGUGCACUUUAUUGUUUUUUUUUUUGUUUGUUUUUUUUUUGUCAUUCAUGCGUUUCAGCGUCUCCCGGCACCGGAAUGAAUCGAAAUAUGUGGCGAUUAGAACGUUUGACGUGGCGUGCGUUCAUUUGUGUCUAUGUAGCAAAAAUAAUGAAAAAAAAAACAUACCAAAAAAAAAUUUAAAAAAAAGAAUUCUAUACAUAUACGGUGAAUGCGGGAGUAUCACCGAAUGGCAAUGCACAAUCCGACCACAGUGACACGAGCAACCAAAUCUCGUGUACAGCAAGUGAAAAGAUGAUUUCCGUGGCAAAAUAUGUCUCUUCAUGACUGUUUCCCCCGGUAACCGUUGGUCCCGUCGCCUGUUGAUUGUGCAAUCAUCCGCGUGCGUGAAUGUGAAUUUGACAGUGUACAUAAAGUGUUUAUUUUCUACAGAGUGAAUGUUUAUUUUGUCCAAAUAUGAGCAUGCGAGGAGAGGGGGGGGGGAUAAAAAGACAUAAAUUUAAUGUACAAAUCAUGUGUGUCUGUAGUUGUACAACACAAAUGAGGGUCGGGCAGGGGGGGGGGGUGUCUUCAUGUUUUGGAUGUUGCAUGUUCGGUCGGACACAUUAUGUAUAGAUUGAUCUGUAUGCUGACUGUAAAGAAAUAUGCUUGUAAAAUUGUCUUGUUUUUCCACCCAUAAAAGAAAAAAAAACAACAAUAAUGUAACGGUUUUGUGAUUGUACACAGGAUGUGUUGAGACAUUAUGCAAAUUGUGCUGUAAAAAAAAAAACAGAACUCGCUGCCA
This is a messenger RNA of Syngnathoides biaculeatus (alligator pipefish), 8110 nucleotides long. It is a transcript of the gene pclob, whose product is annotated as piccolo presynaptic cytomatrix protein b. Gene Ontology annotation, molecular function: protein binding; structural constituent of presynaptic active zone. The coding region runs from base 141 to 6200 and encodes 2019 amino acids. Gene Ontology annotation, cellular component: cytoskeleton of presynaptic active zone; glutamatergic synapse; GABA-ergic synapse. The record is from RefSeq and is a predicted model, not a curated record. Gene Ontology annotation, biological process: presynaptic active zone assembly; protein localization to synapse. Lineage: Eukaryota; Metazoa; Chordata; Actinopteri; Syngnathiformes; Syngnathidae. The transcript has 25 exons.